CAGAAAAUGAGCAGGGCAGAAAAAGAGCACAGAGCCUGUAAUGACGUCAGCAAUACUUGCCAAGGCGCCGGCUGUGUAAAUCUUGUCGCAGGAAUCUCGGUGAGCGAAAACCCAUUCCCCGCCCACCUCUCGUCUCUACCCUCGCCAUCUACUCGCCAUGGCUUCAAAUUCACAACUGUACGACAAUAUCUUUGAGAGGAUUCGUGCACCUCUCGCCGAAGCCGUCGAUGACGCGCUAUCUUCCUUACACCAAAGCAGCGGGACCCCGCUGCUACGCCUUGAGGCAUGUCUUGAUCAAGACCACAGUGAGGCCACACAAGGUGCGCAAAAGGAGGCUAAGCGAACCACGCUUGCGACAAUCGAGCUUUCGUCGUUCCAGAGAAGGAGAGGCACCGCGGAAGGUGGAACAGAUGUAGAACAGAACCACAGCGAUCAAGAAACCCAACCUCAACGGCCACUCUCCAACGAGAACCGCCCCGUACUGAAAUCCUAUCGUCUCAAGCGCCGCAAAGUUGUCGGAGGCUUAAGGUUGGCCCGUUCUGCGCCUCCUACUCGAGUUGCCUCGCCUGAAAGGGAGACAUCACGACGCUUGACCAGUAAUUUCCGCCACUUUCCUAAGCGAAAUGCUCAAACAACCAUUUACAAGCAGCAAAUGUCCCCUUUCGAACGACUCAUCGUGGGUAUCUGGGAACAGAUCCACGGUACCCCUGAAUUAAACCCGUCAGACUGGGUUGAUCUCUUGCACCAGGUAAACCAGCCAGGAGCCACAACGUCUAUUUGGGAUGUCGAUUCUAGACAUGGAAUUCCUGAUUCUCGAUCCAUCCUUGGAGACGGUAAUUUUCGAAGAAUGAAUGUCUGCUGUCGAAGAAUUACGCAAGCAAGUCGCCAAUGCAGAUCGCUCGAAGUCAUCGUCCAAGCUCAAUGGAUACAGUGUUACGAGGAGCAAGUUCAGAAGCUUAUGGUAGAAGAUCCAGACCUAUCACUUAGUAAGGGCCGCGCGACCGUGCAAGCACAAGCAUGUAAAGAUUUCGGUUGGUCUUUAAAGGAGCUGCGGAACAAAAUGGCGAUAUGGCGCGGCUACGACUCGAUUCGAGAAGCUGGCGGCUGGGUCCCUCUGAUCUUCGCAGGCAUGGGUCUCUACCGCUUCUGCAAGUAUCGUCUGGGAUUCUGUCCACAGAACAUUGCGACACUCAAGAGACUCCGUUUACGAUUCGAGGUUGCUGCCGACACAAUCCAUCCGGAAUGGCGCCUCUUGCUCUCAAUCAUUGGGAAGCCGACAACUCGAGUCUAUCAUGGACAUCCCUGUGACUGGGUGGUCAGCAAAGAUAGUCAACCCAUACCCUUGGCAGAUACAUACUCCCAAUGGACGCCAGCCUUUAGAUUCGAGCACUUAGAGGAGAGCACCAUUGAUGAGCAGGCUUGGGGCUUGAUAGAUCCGCGGACUGAAAACAGCCAUGUUCAAUGGACGUUACCGAGACAGUUCUCAUGCAAGAAAUGCGGAUCGACCCAGUCGAAUGAUGUUAGCACCAAUGAAUGCCUCUGCUUCCCGGCUUUGUUCGGAAGUGGUCUGCGGAAACCCUGCCCGGUGCAAGUUUUCCGAACGGAGAACGGAAGGAAUAAUGGUCUCCUUGCCUGCUGUGUGAGUCUCCUAUCCUAUCUUAUCAGACGAUUACUAUUGCCACUAACAGACAAUAAUAGCCGUUCGAGCGAGGUGCAGCCAUCGGCGAAUUCGUUGGCGUCAUUACGCAGGGCAUUCGACACCUGGAUGUUAUGCAAUGCUCAGGGCCCGCUGUUACAUAUCAGAUUUGGCAGGGCCAUAAGGGGAACUAUACUCGCUUCAUCAACCAUUCUUGCCAGCCGAACUCGCAGUAUGAGCCCUUUUUGUGGCUCGGUGUUCAGCGCCACGUGCUCGUAUCUAAAGGUAUCCUCGCGGGCGACGAAAUCACGGUGGACUAUUCUGACGAUUAUUGGAAUCAUUUGGACAAGGAAUGCUUGUGCGGUGAAACUAGUUGCCGAUUCAAGACGAGAAAUGAGCGGAUUCCAGGUGAACAGGGCCCAACUAGAUAAAUCAAGUUCGCCAAGUGAGGAAAGAAGAUACAUUCUUCGACUCCCGUGGCUUACAUCCAGAUCAACAUGUUUGUCUCGCAUUCCGCGCUCAUAAGCUACACGCUUAUCCUGCAACGCUAGUUUCCAGAGCAUUUCCGCCAGUCAUCUGACCAAGACCCAUUCCAUGGACAGAAUAAGCUUGCUUCACACCUGAAGAAGUGCGUCAUAGUGGUUGCAUUGCUAGAAGGAUGACAUACACGUCGUUCACUUCCAGCACGCCAUUCAGAUUGUCCAUGCUAACUGUUGGGUCAGGGGCAGUCCUGAAACAAGUGAUCAUUGAUUUCUGUCUGCCGUGCCCCAGCUCGGUCAACUGGGCCCGCUUAUAUACACGAAUGGCCAGAGUCGAGUCCCUGCCAUCCCCCUGAAACCCUACAUAUUUGACUUCGUCGGGAGAAGAACCGCUCUAGUACUGUACCUAGCCUACCAACAGCGUCGAUAGAGAAUCUGCCAUGGCGUGUAAAAGCUCUCCGCAGGCGGGCCCAGUAAGAGCUGUGAUCGCAAAGCCCACAACUUCCAUCAAUCCGAGGUUUCGACAUCACUCUGCACAGUCAGAACCAAACAAAGAGAAAGUGGUCUUGGCGGAUGACCCCAAGUGAGAAGGUUUGCCGACCAACCUGGAUUGAUCCGGGAGAAUCGACUCAGCCUUCGAAGGGGUCAGAGUCUGAGAUCGCUGAAUGGAACGUCUCUUAUCAGGUAUCGAUGGCGCAGCAUUUGACGCGAUCGGAGCAUUAGUGGAACAAAUCCAAAGAGGAAUAGAAUCUUGCAUUGUUGGCUGGCAAAGUAAUGAGACCUCGAACCACCAAGCUAGGGCUCCCGCCCCUGAUGCGACUAUUAACAAGCCACGAGGCUGGUUAAUGGCACUUGCGCAGGAGAAGUUGAGCGUCAAUUUGCCCCAUAUGAUAGAUGCUGCUAUCAAACAUGAUUCUGUAACCGGAGCUACAAAAUAUCAAUUCGAC
Messenger RNA from Exophiala oligosperma, 3062 nucleotides. RefSeq lists its product as uncharacterized. The coding region runs from base 158 to 2161 and encodes 667 amino acids. The record is from RefSeq and is a predicted model, not a curated record. The transcript has 4 exons. Gene Ontology annotation, molecular function: protein binding. Lineage: Eukaryota; Fungi; Ascomycota; Eurotiomycetes; Chaetothyriales; Herpotrichiellaceae.